AUGCACUUCGGCGGAGGGUCUGGUGGAGGUCUCGGCGGGGCCAGUAGCGGAGGGAGCCAAGGAGCUCCCUCUGUCGUCGGUUCGGUCGACGAAUCACUUGAUAUCGGCGAAGGCAACGAUGCAUUCACUGGCAACCGAUGGGACUCGGUCCCGUCGGCCCAAGCCGGCCGCCCUCUCAUUGGCGCUCCGCACCAAAUUGCGCCCCAAAGUCUCCAGCAAUCACAGCGACCGUCCGCAUACCCGUCCGGAUAUCCGUCGCAGCAGCCCGUCCCGCCGUACAUGCCGGUCGGACAGGGGCCGGUCGAUCGUCUCGUACCCUCGGAUGCAGCCGCAAUGACGGACAAGCGCGAAGUAAUCCGAAAGGUUUUCUGGCCGGAAAUCAAGUCUUGGAUGACCUCCGACACGGCCCUCCAGCAGUUUGCUGCUCCAUGCCCCAAAUGCUCAACAUCGAUGACCACCACGCCCGGCCAGAACUCGAAUCGCGCCAUGGUUCUCGUUUGCGGUCACAUUCUGUGCGAAGCGUGCAUCAAACAAAUUGCAAAUCUUUACAACCUCGGUCAACCAAAGUGCCCCUACUGCCCGGGCCUCAUCGGCCCUUACUCGCAGUGCGCUCAAAGCUGUAUGGAUGUGGGCAUGAUGGGCUUGCCUCUGCCCGGGAGCAUGACAGAAUUGGACAAGUUCCCGCUCACCACUCCCGAGGGCGCCUCCCGCCCUUCGUGUUGCUUCAAGUGCCGCGCUCUCCGCGUCGAGAGAGCGACCAACUCGCUAAUGAGAGCCAUACUCAGCGAGACCAGGUCCCGUGCGGUUUGGGCUCCCAGAUACGACCACAAAGCUGAUGGGAAAGAUUACAGUGACUACAAGCGGGUACCAGCGCUUGACAACCUCAUGAGGCAGAUCCGAGACAUUGCGCAUAGCGAUUAUAUCUAUCAAAAGUAUACUUGGCUGACGCCGACUGCUGAGCAGAAGAGGCAGGAAGCUUGGGUGGAGAUGCUGGACACGGGACGUCAUGUCUCGUAA
Molecule: messenger RNA, 1017 nt
Organism: Colletotrichum abscissum
Lineage: Eukaryota; Fungi; Ascomycota; Sordariomycetes; Glomerellales; Glomerellaceae
Exons: 1
Coding region: 1-1017 (338 amino acids)
Source: RefSeq, a predicted model, not a curated record